Molecule: messenger RNA, 1474 nt
Organism: Brassica napus (rape)
Lineage: Eukaryota; Viridiplantae; Streptophyta; Magnoliopsida; Brassicales; Brassicaceae
Product: transcription factor bHLH63
Exons: 5
Coding region: 357-1196 (279 amino acids)
Biological process (GO): regulation of DNA-templated transcription
Cellular component (GO): nucleus
Molecular function (GO): DNA-binding transcription factor activity; protein dimerization activity
Source: RefSeq, a predicted model, not a curated record
AAUAUCGGAUAUCUUCGGAUCAGUUUCAGAUAUAAUAUUACCCUUUGAGGUUCGAAUAUCCAAUUUCCUAACUCUCUCUCUGUAUCGGGUUUGAGUUCGAGUUUUUGGGAUCAGAUUUCGGUUCGAAUUUCAGGUUUGAAUAUUAUGCCAGCCCUAUCUCUAAACAUCACAAUACUACUACUACAAUCAUCUACAACUUUCAGAUAGUACUGGUCCUACUCAUCUAAUGCGAUGAACUUGGAUUAAGUACAAAGCAGAUGCUUUUAUCUUUUCUUGUAUUAUAAAUAUCACUUCCUCUUCUACAGUCACAUUUACUCUGUUUCUUUAUCACUGCAACCCGAAAAAAGAAGAAGAAGAUGAUGAUGAUGAUGAUGAUGAAUGGAGCUACAGAAGCUGAGCUUUUACUCAACUGUACCGACAUGUCGUUCUUACAGCUCCAAAGGGAUCACCUAAGAUACCACCACCAUCCCGGCUUCUUCUCCAACUCUUCGACUAUUAACGGCGGCGAGAGUGACGGCUUUCUGGCGACAACCGGUUUGAAUCUUCCGGAUAUUUACAGGGAGAAGACGACGGAGAGUGAUGCCAUACUCUCAAUGUCGCCGGAAAAUAUAACAACUUCUGCGACGUUUGUGUCUGAAAAUUUCAAGAAAAGGAAGCUUGAUGACGUCGUUACAGAGACUAAGGUUUGUGAUGAGAAGAAGAUGAUGAUGAGGAAUAAAGCCAAGAAAGAAGAAAACAAUUUCUCUAACGAUUCAUCAAAAGUGAGGAAGGGAUCGCAGAAAAGGGAUUAUAUCCAUGUUCGUGCACGUAGAGGACAAGCGACUGAUAGCCACAGCAUUGCAGAACGAGCUAGAAGAGAAAAGAUCAGUGAGAGAAUGAAGUAUCUUCAAGCUUUAGUUCCUGGAUGUGACAAGUUCACAAACAAAGCAGGGAUGCUUGAUGAGAUCAUUAACUAUGUUCUGUCUCUUCAGACACAAGUCGAGUUCUUAUCGAUGAAACUAGCAGCUCUGAGUUCAAGGUUAGAUGAAAUGGUUAAUUCCGUUUAUCCUCAUGAAAUGGUUAGUACCGGUUAUCUUCAUUUCAAUCCAAUGCAACAAGUGAUUACCAGUUCUGAUCCACCACUGCAAUGUUUCAACAAUGGUCAAGCACCUUCGAUGUGGGAACCUGAUGUGCAGAAUCUUUAUAUAGCACUCUAGGAUUUUGAUUAUAAAAAACAACCUUACCGUUAAUGAUUACAUGGCAUAUUUUGUGGGUUUAUGGUUUAGGACAAUUACAAAUAUAUAUAUCCCAUUUGAUUCAAAAUUUACAGAUAUAAAGACUUCAUUUGCAGGUUCUCUGGACAGAGACAACUUAUUUUUCAAGUGGGCAUUUUUUUAUUAGAGAAGAGUAUAUAAGAUUAUUGUGUGUAUAGAUGCAAAACAGUAAUAUAAUUUAUCAUAAGGUGCAAGCAAUCUUUUAAUGAAGCAUUCGGCUA